Molecule: messenger RNA, 4750 nt
Organism: Pipra filicauda (Wire-tailed manakin)
Lineage: Eukaryota; Metazoa; Chordata; Aves; Passeriformes; Pipridae
Gene: GABRA4
Product: gamma-aminobutyric acid type A receptor subunit alpha4
Exons: 9
Coding region: 153-1817 (554 amino acids)
Biological process (GO): synaptic transmission, GABAergic; monoatomic ion transmembrane transport; signal transduction
Cellular component (GO): synapse; GABA-A receptor complex; postsynapse
Molecular function (GO): inhibitory extracellular ligand-gated monoatomic ion channel activity; GABA-gated chloride ion channel activity; GABA-A receptor activity
Source: RefSeq, a predicted model, not a curated record
UCGCUCCUCCGCCCGUGCCGGGCGCCUGGCAACCGGGGCGCCGCGCAUGUGGGACCGCCGGGGGCCGCCGCCCCCCCGCCGGGCCCUGCGCCCCCCUCCCCGCCCCGGACGAGGCGCUUAACGUGCCCAGGCGUGAAGUAUGGCAUGCAAAGAUGGUUUCUGCCAAGGAGCCAGCCAUCGCCAUGUCCUCGGGUCUCUCCAUCGCCCUCCUGCACUGCCUGUGCCUGGCGACGUGUCUCACCGGGCCGCCCGGGCAGAGCAAAAAAGAGGAGAAAUUGUGGCCGGAGAAUUUCACCAGUAUCCUGAACAGCCUCCUGGAUGGCUAUGACAACCGGCUGCGACCGGGAUUCGGGGGUCCUGUUACUGAAGUCAAAACAGAUAUAUAUGUCACCAGUUUUGGACCUGUUUCUGAUGUAGAAAUGGAAUAUACAAUGGAUGUCUUCUUUCGUCAGACAUGGAUAGAUAAAAGAUUAAAAUAUGAUGGCCCUAUUGAAAUUUUAAGACUUAACAACCUGAUGGUCUCGAAGGUGUGGACUCCUGACACUUUCUUCAGGAAUGGAAAAAAGUCUGUUGCACAUAAUAUGACAGCCCCAAAUAAACUCUUCAGAAUAAUGAGAAAUGGCACCAUCCUGUACACAAUGAGGCUUACAAUAAGUGCAGAGUGUCCCAUGAGAUUAGUGGAUUUUCCCAUGGAUGGUCAUGCUUGUCCUCUCAAAUUUGGGAGUUAUGCUUAUCCAAAGAGUGAAAUGAUUUAUACCUGGACAAAAGGACCUGAGAAGUCAGUGGAAGUUCCUGAGGAGUCUUCCAGUUUAGUUCAGUAUGACCUGCUUGGGCAUACGGUAUCCUCUGAAACUAUUAAAUCUAUUACAGGUGAAUAUAUUGUUAUGACAGUUUAUUUCCACCUCAGACGGAAAAUGGGUUAUUUCAUGAUUCAGACCUAUAUCCCAUGCAUUAUGACCGUGAUCCUCUCUCAAGUUUCGUUUUGGAUAAAUAAGGAAUCUGUUCCAGCUAGAACUGUUUUUGGAAUAACCACAGUGUUGACAAUGACGACACUGAGCAUCAGUGCAAGACAUUCACUGCCAAAAGUAUCCUAUGCUACUGCCAUGGACUGGUUCAUAGCGGUUUGCUUUGCCUUUGUGUUCUCUGCUCUUAUUGAGUUUGCUGCUGUCAAUUAUUUUACUAACAUUCAAAUGGAAAAAGCCAAAAGGAAGACAGUAAAGUCCCUUCUUGAAUUUCCAGUUGCUCCAGUACAAAGAAAAAGAAGUACAGAAGAGACACUCACGAGUACAGAUGCCAAUUCAAAUGUGAGGAAAAGAACGAAUGCAACGGUACAGUCUGAAGCUGACGGUGGGAGCCGAAUUGACACAAGGCACAGCUCCAUCCAGCCUCCCUCUGUAGCUCAGGGGUCUUCUGACAUUACAUCCCGCUCCUUUUCUGCAUCAAGUCCCAACCCCUUCACACGCAUCAAUGCAUCAGAGACAUUAUCUUCUGCAAGAGCUACCCCUCCGGCUCCUCCUUCUACCCCAAUUUUAACUGGAUUUGUAUCCCAGCAUGCCACAGCUGGUUCCCCUUCCAUUCAGCACUUGCUUGGAUCUAGACUGGAGCAGAUUCAGACCACCACAUCUAAUACAUUAGGAGCAUCUGCAAAGCCAUCUGCUGUCACACCACCUGCUCCCCCCGCCUCUCACUCUGGCACGAGUAAGAUAGACAAAUAUGCACGCAUUUUAUUUCCUGUUACCUUUGGAGCAUUUAACAUGGUCUACUGGGUGGUGUAUCUAUCCAAGGAUACCAUGGAAAAAUCAGAAAGUCUAAUGUAGUUUUGCUGCUAUGUAGUAGUUCCUAAAUUAUACUCACAUUUGAUGCAUAGUUUCUUCUUUUGAAACUAUUUAAAAAGGUCAGUAAUUCUUAUAUAUAAAAGCUGUGUGCUACUUUCCCAUUGUAAAGGCUGGAGCUGUUGGGGAUAAUUAGUUAACUCUUACCAGAGUAAUGGGUAACAGUAAUGGGUCUUCCUCCCUUCAGCUAGCAAUGAACCAUCACUCCUUCAGACAAACUACUCUGGAUGUACAGAACUUGUCUUUGGGAGGAACAUGCACUGAAAAAAUCAGAGGCAGAGGUGCACAGCUGUGCAGUGGAACACAUCUGACUGCUAGGAAUAUGCACGUUGGCUAUUACAAAUCCCUGAGGCACCCAGCACUGCUGUCUGAACACAGCAUUGCAUUCUCUGAGUGCGAGGUCCAUGUCCUGAAUAUUUUGACAGUGCUUGCUAGAAAAGGACUGUCCCUGCUAGAUUAAAAUUGGCAGAACAAGGGGAAGAAAAUGAGAAGUGGAAAAAGAAAAGAGAGUCCAGCCUGGGAAAGUGCAACUCUGGGAAAGUUAUGCAAAGGAGUUGUAGAGCUCCGUAUAUUUUUACUAAGCGUUAUUUUGCAUUGUAACUCACUCCAAAAUAAUAAUUGAACCUUGUAAAAUCUGAAAUCUGAUGUAAUUCUCAAAAUUGGAUUUUCUAGUUUGGUAAGGUGAUCUUAACUGUUUGAUUCUUCUUUGACCUUGCUGACCAGCCUGAGUGGAUUUAUUCCUGAAUUACAUCCAUUGUAGUAGAUGAGGACCAGAUCCGCAAUGUUCAACUUUUUAUUUGAAUUCUUUGUUUUUUCCUUGGAUGUUUUGGGGUUUGGUUUUUUUCUUUCCUUCUUCCCCCACCCACCCCAGAUUUUUGAGUUACAUUCUUGAUUGCCUUUGAACACAUGUUCCACCCCUACUUCAUGUAAUGUUUGUGUCAACUUAAAUUUUUAACAUAGUUUUAAAAGUGUUCAAAAUUAAGCAAAAAAAAAAAAAAAGUCCUGUGCUUUGAUGAGUGCAGCUAUGGCAUGUCACUGUGUGAAUGAAAGACACUUUUUUUGUGAAGGACUGCUGUGACAUAAAUAAGAAAAUAAAGGUUCUAGGUAGAGCCCAAGGAAAAUUUAUGAUCCAUUUGUUUAUUUUAAACAAUGGCAUUGAUAGGCACUUUUCUUAGCAUCUCAAUAUGCAAUAUGCAAGCUGGUGACUUUAUUAAAAAAAUCAAAUAGUUAAAUCUGAUAGAAGUCUUGAUCAUAAAUGUUGUUUUCACUGGAACGGGUGGAAGAUACACUGUUAAUACAUAUAAAUGUGUUUGUACAGAUCCAUCUGGCUAGGCAAAUGGUUAGUGUUUCUGUGCAGAUGACAGGUGAAAAUCAGAGGCCAAAUUCUCAGUUGUGAUCUGGCUGUGUCUUUAAAGGGUCUGGACUAAACCUUAGCUUUGGUUGAUUGGAAUAGAAAGAUUGGUAGCCUGUGGUCAAAAUCAUAUGCUGCAGGGCAGAUCAGGUGAGUGUUGAGUGGUUCUGUGCCCAGACAGUGAUCAAAGGACUGGUGGAGACCACAAGCAGGUGGGCUAAUUGAGAGCAUUCUGAGACUGCCCUAGACUAUGCUGGGAGAAGAGUCAGAAUAAAAAGAACCCAUAGUGCUGAAACUAUGGCUGUGCCCCUGUCUGUCUAUUAAACUAUGACUGUGCUUCUGGCUCUCCAAGGCUUUUAGCCAUCUCAUGACUGAGAAUCUGACCUUUAACUUGUGGGACCUGGGAGGUGUCAAGGCUGCUCUUUCAUGCAUAACAUUGGACUGUAGAUUAUAGAAUGCAGAGGAUGUGGGAGUGUCUUACAUGACUUUAAUGUAGUGAUGAUAUAAACAAUUGCCUUAGUCUUUUUUUACUUAAGGGAUGCUCUCAAAAGGCCAGAUAUAGUCCAUUCUUUUUCUGUCUUUUACAUCUAGAAGAUGUCUGAGAUUACAGCACUCCUUGAAAAUCAUUACAUGCAACAUACCACAGAAUUGGAAAUGAAGCACCCAUGCAAGAUGUCUAACUGCAGUAAUUUGUAUCUUUGGAUGUAUUGCUAGUUGCUGUAGAUGCUUCCUCUCUGAUAAGGUCACAUUGUUACAGAUUGUAAGAAUAGAUGAUAAUAUGCAAGAGAUUGAUUAUUUAUUUUGUUAAAUCAGAAGAAACAAAGCUAAUCCUCUGGCAAUUAUUGAUUAUAAUUACACAAAUGAUAAAAUAUUUCUAGCAUGAAGAACGAUGACUUUCUGUGUGGAGAACCCAGUGUGUGCAGCAGAAGUUACUGAAGUUACUCUUGGCUUUCCUCUGUGAUGAAAACCAAGAAUCUUUUUUCUCAGGCAGAGCUUUAAACAAUUCAUUAGAAACAGCUCUUUCUUCCUUCCACCCAUCCUGAUAUACUGAUUUAUAAUCAGCUUUUUCUAGUGCAUUGUUCAGUGGGAUCAGCACUGGUUGAGGCUAAGAUUGAUCUAAGUGUGUUACUUGAAUUAACUUGUAGUUUCAUUUUAAAGAGUUAUAAGGAGGAAAAAGGAUUGCAAAAAUUAAUAGAUUACAAAUAUUUAUUUCUAUGCUUCUAUUUUGGAAGAAAUUUUUAAGGAUACUGCAAAAAAAAAAAUUACCUAUUUUAAAUCUGACAGUGUGUUUUUGAAGUACCCUACAACACUUCCAUGCCUACAUUGAAAAUGAGACACAUUAAAAAAAAUCAUUGUGAGUCUAGGACUCAUCUCUUCAACUGUACAACAUUUUUAUGUUGCACCAUAUAAAGAAAUUACCAUAAUUACCUUUCCAAAGUACAUGUGGACAAUGUAAAUAGAAAUUUAUUGUUAACAGUGGUUCUUCCUUAUAUUUAAUCUUCUUGUAGAGUGAUCAGAAACAGUAUAGAGCCUGUAGUAUACUCACUGAUGCUGUAACUCAGAAGCA